GGGCUUUUCCCACAGUAGCGGCAUGCAGCAUGCUGUGAUGGCACACAUUGACAGCAAGGAACCGCCCUUCCAUGCCACCCUUCAUUACGACACUGUACAUGAAACAGAAAGAGAGCUAUCUGGUCUAUCCACCUGGAGGGAACCGGAAGGCUCUAAGCUCAUCAUAGAUGCCUGGUUCUACCCCAGUGCGCCAAUCCUUUCUCUCUACUUGUGGGGUACCGAGCUCUUUCCUCCGAUUCUCGCUGCUCCCCCGACCUCUUCUCUAGCCACAAAUAGCCUUUGGCAAUACGUACACACUACACACACUACUACACAGUAGUCUGCUGGCCCCUCCAAUACUCCACUCGGGCGCCAGCUAGAUAAUAUGAUCCCGUCUGGGGGAGCGAGCUCACAGGUCACCCGCUCAGAUUCUGGGCCGUUACGGCUCGCAAUUUCCGACGGAAC
Aspergillus piperis CBS 112811 is the source of this 444-nucleotide messenger RNA. RefSeq lists its product as uncharacterized. The coding region runs from base 38 to 319 and encodes 93 amino acids. Lineage: Eukaryota; Fungi; Ascomycota; Eurotiomycetes; Eurotiales; Aspergillaceae. The transcript has a single exon. The record is from RefSeq and is a predicted model, not a curated record.